Messenger RNA from Ceraceosorus guamensis, 2795 nucleotides. RefSeq lists its product as hypothetical. Gene Ontology annotation, cellular component: small-subunit processome; 90S preribosome; nucleus. The record is from RefSeq and is a predicted model, not a curated record. The transcript is spliced from 4 exons. Bases 74 to 2707 code for a protein of 877 amino acids. NCBI's taxonomy places the organism in Eukaryota, Fungi, Basidiomycota, Exobasidiomycetes, Ceraceosorales, Ceraceosoraceae. Gene Ontology annotation, molecular function: protein binding. Gene Ontology annotation, biological process: maturation of SSU-rRNA from tricistronic rRNA transcript (SSU-rRNA, 5.8S rRNA, LSU-rRNA).
GCGCGCUUGCGCUUGCCCUGCUUCUCCUUCAACCUCAUUCACACCAACGCUGUGCUCUGCUGCUCUGCUCGCCAUGCCGGUGCCCACCCCAUCCAGAGUGUACACGGUCAGCGGAGGGGGAGGAGGGGCAGGCGAAUCAUCCACGCGCUCCACCUCGCUGCCCGACCUGCUGCGUCCUCACGGCUCCUCCAACAAGCGCCUCUCGCGCAAAAACGCAUCUGCGCGCGCACGAUCCAUCGCUCGAGCAGAGGAGCUCAACAAGAUCGAAUUGAUUCAGGAUUUCGAAUUCCCCGAAGCUUCCAAUAGGAUCGCUAGCACGCGCGAUGGCAAUCAUAUUGUCGCCACCGGCACUUACAAACCCAGCAUUCGCACGUGGGACAAUGAGCAGCUCAGCUUGAAGUUCCAACGCGUCACCGAAGCUGAAAAUGUCGACUUUGAGCUCUUGUCGGACGAUUGGACAAAGAUGCUUUUGCUGCAGACCGACCGCACGCUGGAGCUGCACGCCCGAGGAGGUUUCCACACGCGGAUACGCAUCCCCAAGUUUGGCAGAGCGCUGGCAUAUCACUACAAUUCUGCAGUCGCCUAUGUCGGAGCAGCGGGUGCGGAGGUGUACAGGCUCAAUCUGGAUCAAGGCAGGUUCCUCGCCCCCUUCGAGUUGGAUCAGGCUGGGUCAGCAGGUCGCAUAACAGGCUGCAAUGCGCUGGACGUCAAUCCUGCGCACGGCCUCAUGUCGUUGGCAACCGAAGGCGACGCUUGCGUUCAACUGUGGGAUGCUAGGAGUCGCAAUAGAGUCGGCAGCAUCUCCAUUGCCACUAGAUCUACAAGGCAAGCUGCUCUGCUAUCUGCCCGAAAUGCCCUGCCUGGCAUCUCCUCAGUCGGCGAUGGCGAUUCCGUCAGCAGCGACAAGACCAUCACAUCCCUCCUCUCUGCAACUUGUCUACGAUCUGCGCAAGACGGUCUCAAUCUGGCAGUGGGCACCACUACAGGUCACGUGCAGCUCUACGACUACAGAAUGUCAAAUCGAGCGUACAAGGAGAAGGAUCAAGGAUUCGGUCUGCCCAUCAAUAGCCUGAGCUGGUGCGGCGACGCGCCUCGCUUGCUGAGCGGUGAUGCGCCCAGCAACUCUCAUCAUCCUCGUUCAGAAGCCAAAGAUUGCGUCUUGUCAGCCGACUCAAAGGUCAUCAAGAUCUGGUCCCGCUCCGAGCAAGACGAUGCAGCGGCUCAGCCUUCCACCUCUUCGACGACCAAUCUGGCAUCCAUUCCCUCAUCCACAGCGUCUGGCGAUUUCAAUCAAGUUCAUCACAUCCCUGGCACUGGCAUGCUCGUCGCUGCGAUGGAAGCCACACGAUGCGCGGCUUGGUAUGUGCCUACCCUCGGCCCCGCUCCUGCUUGGUGCAGCUUCCUGGACAGCCUCACCGACGAGAUGGACGGCGAUGUGGCCACUCUGGGCAAAGAGAAUAAGCCGGGCGUCUAUGAUGAUUUCAAAUUUGUGGACAAGGAGGAGCUGAGAUUACUCAAUAUGGAGCACAUGCUCGGCACAGACCUUUUGCGCCCCUACAUGCACGGUUACUUUGUGCAUUUGCGUCUGUACGAAAAGGCUAGGCUGCUGGCCAAUCCCACUGCCUAUUCUGAUGCGCGAGAGAGGGCUAUUCGCGAGAACAUCGAAAAGGCGUCGAAGAGCCGCAUCAGGCCUACAUUGCGGGACGAGGAGAGGUUGCGAAGCGCAAAGAAGGAGUUGGAAGGUAUUCGAGUCAACAGGGAGCUGGCGCUCAAGAUUCAGAGGAGCGAGGAGAGGGCUAGCAGGGCGGCCGCAACGCAAGCCGAGGGCGAUCGAGAAAAUGCAGAAGAUGGAGCGGAUGGCGAACCGCAGGAGCCAAAGGUCAAUGCCAAGGCAUCGAGGAGGGCGGAGAAGAUGGAUGCUGGCAAGAAUCUGCUGCGGGACGACAGAUUCAAGGAAAUGUUCAGCGAUCCAGCUUUCGAGGUUGACAAGAACACGAGGGAGUGGAGGUUGCUCAAUCCUUCUGGUGAAGCAGGCGUGGACAUCAAUGCGCAGGACUCGGAACGACAGGAGAGGGAGGGCAGGGAUAGGCCGUAUGCAAAGACGGCUGCGGAACUGGAGGACGAGGAUGGGUGGAGCGAGAGGGAGAGCUUGGAUCCUGACGAUGAGGGUGACAGGAGCGACGCCGGUGAUUCGCAGCAGAGUGACAGCGAGGACGAGGGAGCACUCGCCGGCAUCGACCCACGCAAGCGUCUAGGCGGCAAACAGGGCCAGACGGCGCAAGCGCGCGGAGCAGGCACGCGGCUGAUAGAGGACGAAGACGACUCUUAUGGAAGGGGACGCGCACCUUCAGCAUUGGGAGAUAGAUCCAAAGGCAGCCGCAGCUUCUCGCAGCAAUUGAAGCGAGGUGCAGCUUCGGGCCAGCGCGACGAAGAAGAGACGCUCCAAGCAGGUUCCAAAGAGAUUUCCUUUCUUCCCUCUUCCAAGCGCGCCGAGGGCGACUCGUCUAGGGGCAGCAGCAAGAAUGGCAAGAAAGGCCGAGCGGGCAAGAAUGGCGCUGGGGAAUCGUUUGGAGCGGGACUUAGCAGGGGUGCGGGCAAGGAGCAGGGCGUGGGUGUGGAGGGAUUGGAGGAGGACAAGAGGUUCGGAAGGAAGAAGAGGAGAGUGGCGGGGAGAAGCGCGAGUCGGAAUGUCAUGCUGCGUCGGUGAACAUUUCCGUCGCUCUCACUUUCAAUGCAUGGAAUGCGUGCGCAAGCUGUUUGCGGCGCGCCGCAAGUGUGCUCUCGUCCAAGUCUGC